Molecule: messenger RNA, 1084 nt
Organism: Cyprinodon tularosa
Lineage: Eukaryota; Metazoa; Chordata; Actinopteri; Cyprinodontiformes; Cyprinodontidae
Product: epithelial-stromal interaction protein 1-like
Exons: 9
Coding region: 212-883 (223 amino acids)
Source: RefSeq, a predicted model, not a curated record
GCUGACAGGAAAGGGGGAAUGAGAGAGAGGGAGAGACAUUCAGCAAAGGACCACAGGCCGGCUUCAAACCCGCCUCAUCAUUAAACGUGUCCAGCAGAGGGCGCUGUUUCACCGUGUUCAGACCGUCUCCCUGUAAACAAGCUGGCAGCAGGUGGACAGCUGACAGCACCGGGUUCAUUUCAAACAAAACACACCGGAUCGGACCCGAACCAUGGAUCCUCACCAGAACCGGAGGGGAUCAGGGAGGCAGCAGAACUCCAGAGGAAGAAUGAACCCAUCAGGAGCUCCUGGACCGGACCAGGCAGAUCCGAACCUGGCCGAACCGGCAGCUGAGAGUCAGAACCAGGCAGCAGCGGACAGCAGACAGCCGCAGUAUUUAGGCGCGUUCACCGUAAUCCCACCCAACCAAUCUCGCCGGAACGAGAUGAAAGCAAUGGCUCAGAAAGAAGAGGAAGAACUUCAGAGGUACAAGGAGGCAAACCGGCCUCCUCCUCUGCAACUUAAUCCAGAGAGACUAGGUGGUGGAGAUGUAAGCUUAGAUGAAGCCAGGCAGAGACAGUUAACACAACUGAGGAGCUCCAAGCUGCAGAAGAAGCUUAAAGAGGAGGAGGCGAAGAGGAAGAAAAAACAGGAGGAGGAGGAAGAGCUGCAGAGGAUGAAGGACAUUCAGAGGGAGAAGUCUGAACGUCUGGAAGAGAAGAGGAAGCAGGAGGAAGAGGAGAGGAGGAGGCUGCACCAGCAGGAUCGUAUCAGGGCAAACGAGUCCCUCCUGCAGAGACUAGAGAGAUCCGCUGCCUCAUCCAGCGCCGCUGCACGCACAUCAUCCAUGGGGAAUGAAUGGAGUGCUAGUAGAGUUCAAGGGACUUCCCAGAGUUCACACUGAGUGGAGAUGGGCUUUACAGUCACUUACUGUAAAAAUUCAGCAGAAUAUUAAAUCAUUGGAAGGACCUACGUCAGUAGAUGAACCUGCAGAAACCCCCCGUUCUGAAACAGGCAGUCAGAGGCUCUAUCAAUGAGGUCAAGUUACACUUUUUGGUUUUUCUCUUUCCUGUCAGUUUGCUUCUCAGCUCAGCUGAAUGACUAA